ACCAACAGAACCAAAGGUCUAACAUGGUUCUAUUGAUGAUGCAUUUGAGAGUUACCACAGGAAGAAAAGAGACAUUUGGCCCCCAAAUAUCCCAACAUCCCAUCGUAUCCCAACAAGCUUCAAUAUCAUGCACAGGCAGGACCAUAUGAUGUUGGUGUGCUAUGCAUGUUAAACUAUGUCGACAUGUUUCUAGAAUACGAGAGUCAUAUGCAAAAGGAAUGCCUGAAAGUGGAGGCCAACAAAUGUUCUAAACUGACAAGAGGCUAGAGAGGGGUGGAGUUUGUUCGACAGGGAAUCAUUGUAGACCAACUACAAAGAGGUUUUUACAUCUGAAAGUUCAGUCAGGCUGAUGUCUGUCUCUGCAUGUUGGGCUGGCAGAAGGCAGCUUGUUAAUAGAAGAGGGACAUUUCCAUCAAAUCUUUCAGAGGAAAAAGGAAAAUGACGAUCUGUGGACGGCUGUGUCUGUUGAUCUUGCUCGGGAUAGUCAGUCUGGGCUCGUCCCUACGGUGUUUCAAGUGUUCGGACUACACUGGCCAGUGUGAAAAUGUGAAAGAAUGCACUUAUGAAGACUCAUGUAUAUCUCUAAGUGAAAGAGGUGGGAAAACUAUUCGCCAGUGCAUCCGGUACACAGAUUGCGACAAUUCUCGGCUCAUGCAAAUGUUUCCUGCCAUCUCGGAGUUCACCUACAGGUGCUGCAGCAGCGACAUGUGCAACAGCGGCACCCCUCUGACGGCACGAGGGUCUGCUUCAGCUCUGAUGGGCUCUCUGCUGGUGCUGUGGUGGUGCCUACUCUAGGACUCACACAACGGACAGUAGGGCCACUGACAGUCAGCAUGCUACAGAAACUGUGGAUAUGGUUGGAGUCCGUUGUCAUUGUGCUAUUAACUAUGACAGAAUUGUUAUUUUGUGAAACGUGUACGUAAUUGAUGUAGUCUUUAACCUGAUGUUUAAAUGUGCCUUCCGAGUAUAAUUGUGCAGCUGCUGUAAAAUAAUUGCUCCUUGUUUGUUGGUUCAUUUAUUAGUUAGGUUUAGUAUUGGUUUGUAUUUUACUAACAUGAACUAGACUCAUAAACAGCCUUGUUAUGUAAUUGCGAUAUCAUUAGCGCAUGUUUCAUUAAAUCAUACAUGUUUGA
Hypomesus transpacificus is the source of this 1133-nucleotide messenger RNA. It is a transcript of the gene cd59b, whose product is annotated as CD59 molecule (CD59 blood group). The coding region runs from base 439 to 795 and encodes 118 amino acids. The record is from RefSeq and is a predicted model, not a curated record. NCBI's taxonomy places the organism in Eukaryota, Metazoa, Chordata, Actinopteri, Osmeriformes, Osmeridae. The transcript has 4 exons.